Priapulus caudatus is the source of this 2162-nucleotide messenger RNA. Its product is annotated as chitotriosidase-1-like. Gene Ontology annotation, cellular component: extracellular region. Gene Ontology annotation, biological process: chitin catabolic process; carbohydrate metabolic process. Lineage: Eukaryota; Metazoa; Priapulida; Priapulimorpha; Priapulimorphida; Priapulidae. Gene Ontology annotation, molecular function: chitin binding; chitinase activity. The record is from RefSeq and is a predicted model, not a curated record. The transcript has 8 exons. Bases 41 to 1630 code for a protein of 529 amino acids.
AGUUACGUAUAGUCACGAAACGCAGGAAGGACACGAAACGAUGGCGGGGAGAGCAUGUUACGCUGUCGCAUUGUGCGUUCUCGUUUUACUACAAGUUGUGAGUAUACGCGUAGAGGGCGUUCCGUGCGACCACGAGUACAACCUAAUCUGCUACUUCUGGCCGGAGCCGCAAAGCCCCCACCGCUGGGGCGACGGCUACUACGACUUCCAUCACAUCAUGGCGGAGGACGUGUCUGACCUGUGCACUCACAUCUUCAUCGUAGAAGUGUUGGAAGCGGGAGGAGGAGGAGGUCAUUCUCCCGGCCACCCCGACUCGGGAGGUGGAGGUGGAGGUGGAGGUGGAGGUGGAAGUGGUUUGGUGGACUCCCUGAACAACGCCUUGGCGGACGCCGUAUCGCGGACGGGCGAAAUUCACAAGCACGGAACCGGAGGCGGAACCGGAGGCGGAACCGGAACCGAUGAUUCUGCCGUCCCGAAUCAGGACCAUCCUCACGGCGACGACGACGAGUGCUGGCCUCUGGUGUUGGUGUCGUUCAAGGCGAUGGGUCAUUUCUUCUACGAAUUUUUCCAUCAACUGGAUCAUGCUCAAGCGUUCGGUUUUGCAAUCGGGCUCGUUUCGGAGUUGCGUGCCGGGGGAAUUGACGGGCUGGAACUGGACUGGGAAUGGCCGCAUGCCGACGACAAACUCCUCUACGCUGACAUCUUUGAGAUAUUCAGGGCUGCCAUCUACCAGGAGGCGGACGAUUCGGGCGGCACGCCGUUGUUGCUGUCCGUACAGGCUCCCGCUGAGCUCCACCUGGUGCACGAUGGGUUCGAUGUCCCACGCAUUUCCAGCUACGUCGACAUAAUCAACCUACAGACGUACGAUAUGUACUCCGACCAUCACUCCUACAUGUGGACGCACACGGGCCAUCACAGCGGCCUGUAUGCCUCCGGUAACAGCCUGGCAAGCUACCAGAACGUCGACAACGCCGUACAACACUGGAAGAACCACGGAGCGGACCAUCACAAGCUGCAUCUGGGACUACCGACGCACGCCGUGACGUUCCAUCUGCCGUCGUCGUCGUCCGAUCGCUCACUAGGGGCGCACGCGUCGGGACCCGGUCACCGGUCGCUGUACACGCAGACGGAAGGCAUGAUGGCGUAUUUUGAGCUUUGCAGUAAUUUCGUGAUACUCGAGCAUCAGCAUGGAUGCGUUGACUCUACACUGCAACCGGACAUGAAGGUGCCGUACGGUUACUUGGAAGAUCAGUGGUUCGCGUACGACCACGUCGGUAGCUUCGAGACCAAGGUUUCGUACCUGAAAUCGGAGCAUUUGGGCGGAGCCAUGAUCUCCGACAUCAGUAUGGACGACUUCAAUCACUUCUGCUCCGUGGAGACCUACCCGCUCAUCCGCGCCGUACAGGAAGAGUUGGAGAACGGAGGCGGCGGCGGCGGCGGCAACCCGUGCAGCGGCGGCACUGGACACUGGCCACACGCAGGCAACUGUAAAAAGUUCUGGGUUUGCUUGGUCCAACAAGGAAACGUUCAGAAGUGGUUGAUGACCUGCGCUCCUGGAACACUGUUUAACUCGAACUUGCGUAUAUGCGUACACGAUACGCUAGAGAGCCAUGCGGAGUUCUGUCAUUAAGAGCUGUUACGUUUAUAAAUUACCGGGGGAGGGUGUUACGAAGGGGAGGGGGAGGAGGGAAGACGCGAUUUUUGCACCAGGGAGACGUACACAUUUUACAUACCAGGGUAUUUGCUUAUUUAGCAUAUGUCGUGUGCUAUUUUCAAUAAUCUUCAAUAGCCGAGCUCGUAGAGCACAGGCGUUACGUCUGAAAGGUCGUUUGUUCGAAUCGUUUUUUAUUUUUAUGUUUAGGGUUAGGUUAGGGUUCACAAUGCGAAGUUGCGCCCUACUACCGUUCGGCUAUUUCCGGAAAAAUGUGUAUUUCUCCCCGGUUUUGCGAUUCGGAAGACGCAUAUUCUCGAAUUUCGUCGCAUAGAUGGCGCUACGUACAAGAUCGUUGUACAUUGGACAUGGUUAUGUUUUUGUUUUUUAAUUUUAACGUUAGUUUUCUAGAAUAUGCUGAUCAAAGAAUAGUAAGUUUAUAAAUAAGCUUAUAGUUAUCUGUAUCUAGGAAAAACUGUUAAUAAAUUGUUAUUGUAGUGAACAAAUAAUA